Molecule: messenger RNA, 1732 nt
Organism: Zea mays
Lineage: Eukaryota; Viridiplantae; Streptophyta; Magnoliopsida; Poales; Poaceae
Product: acyl transferase 7
Exons: 2
Coding region: 145-1422 (425 amino acids)
Source: RefSeq, a predicted model, not a curated record
ACUAUUCGUAUGCGGCAACACCACGAUUUUACCAAAAACCUUAUAAAAACCGGUACCCGUCUUCCCAGUCCCAGGUGAGGCAGCCAGUGCGCGCACCCACCGCCGCCGCGGUCCAGAUCUCCCACCCAAAGUGCUGCCAGCAGCAUGAGGAGCGCGGGUGCGGCGGCGACCGUGACGCGUCUGGCGCAGCGGGUGGUGGCCCCGGCGGCGCCCACGCCCCGAGGACAGCUCCCGCUCUCCUGGCUGGACCGCUACCCGACCCAGCGCGCGCUCAUCGAGUCCCUCCACGUCUUCAAGGGCCGAGCUGACGCGGGAGCGGAGGCGCCCGCCAGGGCCAUUGAGCGCGCGCUGGCUGCCGCGCUGGUGAGCUACUACCCCAUCGCCGGGAGACUGGCGGUCUCGGACGAGGGGGAGCUGGUGGUGGACUGUACCGGCGAGGGCGUGUGGUUCGUCGAGGCCGGGGCCAGCUGCGCCCUCGCGGACGUGGACUACCUCGAGUACCCGCUCAUGGUGCCCAAGGACGAGCUUCUCCCGCACCCCACCUAUCCCGAAUCUGACCUCCUCCCCGAGGACUCGCUCAUCCUCCUUGUCCAGGUGACGCAGUUCGCGUGCGGCGGGUUCGUGGUCGGGUUCCGGUUCAGCCACGCGGUCGCGGACGGCCCCGGCGCGGCCCAGUUCAUGGCCGCCGUCGGCGACAUGGCGCGUGGGCACGCGGCGCCCCUGGUGGCCCCGGCUUGGGGCCGCGAGGCGAUCCCGAACCCUCCCGGCGCGGCGGUGGGCGCGCUGCCGGUCCCGACGGAGCUCCGGCUGCAGUACCUCGCCAUGGACAUCUCGACGGAAUACAUCGAGCACCUGAAGGCGCGGUUCCUGGAGCAGGCGGGGCAGCGGUGCAGCGCGUUCGAGGUGCUGAUCGCCAAGGCGUGGCAGUCGCGCACCCGCGCGGCGGGGUUCGCGCGGGGCUCCCCCGUGCACGUGUGCUUCGCCAUGAACGCGCGGCCGGCGCUGGGCGUCCCGCGCGGGUUCUACGGCAACUGCUACUACAUCAUGCGCGUGUCGGCGGCCGCCGAGGCCGUGUCGGACGCGUCCGUGUGCGACGUGGUGCGCCUCGUCCGCGAGGGCAAGAAGCGGCUGCCCGGCGAGUUCGCGCGGUGGAGCGCGGGCGGCGGGGUGGACGACCCGUACCGCAUCACGUCGGACUACCGGACGCUGCUGGUGUCUGACUGGUCGCGGCUCGGGUUCGCGGAGGUGGACUACGGGUGGGGCUGCCCCGUGCACGUCGUCCCGCUCACCAACCUGGACUACAUCGCGACGUGCAUCCUGGUCCGGCCCUCCGCGCACAAGCCCGGCGCGCGACUCAUCACGCAGUGCGUGGACGCCGGCGCCGUCGACGCGUUCCACAAGGACAUGAUGCGGCUCGACUGAUUAUUCUGCUGUUUGUUAAUCCAGUUGCAUAAUUUAAUUCGUUCGUUCGUUCGUUGCUGUAUCGCAUGAGUGCAUGACUGGGUUGUUGAGCACAUGAGUGGAAUAGUUAUAAAAAGAAGAAGAUACUAUUACGGUCUAAGUGCAUCACCAAUGAAUACUACGUGCGUGCCUGCAACGGGAAGCAUUGUUUAUUCUUCCCUUGUACAUGUUGCGUGUGUUUAGGGAGCACAUCAAAUUAGUAAGUAGGUGGUGGGGAGCCAUUUUCUGCUGUUCCCUCUUGCUUAAGCAACUGGAAAUGGUGCCAGAAAGA